Eucalyptus grandis is the source of this 1356-nucleotide messenger RNA. RefSeq lists its product as uncharacterized. Gene Ontology annotation, cellular component: intracellular anatomical structure. Bases 622 to 1149 code for a protein of 175 amino acids. Lineage: Eukaryota; Viridiplantae; Streptophyta; Magnoliopsida; Myrtales; Myrtaceae. The record is from RefSeq and is a predicted model, not a curated record. The transcript has 3 exons.
CUUUUCUUCUCCUUAUUUCUCUCCGACCGUUCGAGUUUCAGUGGCGUUUGACUGCGGUUUUGUGGGGGAAUGGCGACUCUUUGACUCUGCUCGGACUGCGUUAUUUUUUUUUCCUGGCCAUUUGCUGCGGCUGUUGAUUCGAAGUUUUGGGUUUCGUUUUUUCUUGGAAAUCUUUAAUGUUAUAGUCUUGUAAUCCGUUCAUGGGUUCAUCGCAAGAGAAGCUGCUUUUGGCUGCUUGGACUUUAGAUUUAGAUGCUGAAGUUUAUAGUUUGGCUGAGUUAGGACCCUGCAUAUAGUAAGGAAGAAAGCAUGAACUUCUAUACUUCAGAGGAAUUUAAAAAAAAAGGAAAAAAGAAAAAAAUUCCUGAAUGUAAUGGGGCAUUUGCAUGAUCUAACUGGACUACUCUAUCUAAAAGGUUUCAGAGUUAGUUGUUAUUAAGAUUUGGGUUUGCUAAUGAAAUUUUGAAGUUCUUUCUCAGCAUUCUCAAAUUGUGAGUUAGAUUUUUAUAUCUACUUCUGCAAACACCGGUUGGCCUUCAACUUGUACAUGAUGGAUCUUUCUAUAUGAGGCUCAAUCCCAUGGAGGUUGCUCCUGCAGUGCCCCUGGCAGAGCCGUGACAAAUGGCCCGACCACUGGCAUUGCUUUCCCGCCAUUUGGGGGGGCACCUAUUGGCCUGGAAAUGUGGAAAGAUUGCCAAAUACAAAGUCGAUCGUCCUGUGAGCACAUCCAUUUACUUCUUGCUGCCUUCCGGGAGUGUGACACUCCUCCAUCGGAUACCGUGUGCAGAAACGUUUCACUUUUACCUUGGAGAGCCUCUGACGGUAUUCGAGCUAUAUGAAGAUGGAAAUAUCAAGCUAACCUGUGUUGGACCUGAUCUACUGGGGGAAGACCAGCAACCACAGUACACAGUGCCUCCAUACGUUUGGUUUUGUUCAUUUCCAACAAAUGACUACACCAUUUCCACAGAUGGACCCAUGAAAGUUCACAAAGCUGAACCAAGGGAUGCAGAGAACCACUACUCUCUUCUGGGGGUUACUUGCGCCCCUGCCUUUCAGUUUGAGGAUGCUGAGGUGGGAAAACGGGCUGAGUUAGUUUUGCAAUUCCCACACCUCGAACCUCUCAUCUCCUUGCUCACCUUGCCUGACUAAGGGUUGACUGCUCCAUAGUGCAUCUAGCACUUGAAAAACUGUUAAAGGUGGGAACAUCCUCGCUUGUUAUUGCCUAAUGAGAGUGCAUCAUGAAAGGUGCGGCAUUGGCUAUGAGCUUUGUGUUAGGAAGGUUAAAUAACUCUUUGCCUAGCAUGUAUUGUGAACUAACAUUAAAUAAUCGAAGUCAGAGAUGUUUUUAUGCUAUAA